AAGUUGACUUUCCGUCAUGGCGGAGGUCAGCCAGAAAGUUGGAGCCGGUGUAUACAAACUUUGUCCUUUUAAAACUCAUUGUGCUUUCUCAAUAACCAGCCGUCGUCAUGUCGGCGUUUUUGCCUCGUGUUUUAGUCUGAGGACAUCGGAGAAAACUAAUGAAGAACGUGAUCAAAGCGGACAGCAGAUGCACAGAACUUUGUGUACUCUUCUUCAGCGCGUGCCUGAGACGCCGCCGCGGUGUCCUGCUGCUCUGACCGUCACCCGGUCUCUUAGCAACAACAACGGCUCUCCACUGCACGCGAGCAAAACGGCGUAUUACGACAUCCUGAGGGUCUCCCCGAACGCCACGCAGGCGCAGAUCAAGACGGCGUACUAUCGCCAGAGCUUCCGCUAUCACCCGGACAGGAACGCGGGCAGCGAUGAAGCCGUGCGCCGGUUCUCCGAGAUCAGUGAAGCCUACACGGUCCUGGGGAGCGUCAGCCUCCGGAGGAAGUACGAUCGCGGGGUCUUGAGCUUGGCGGACGUCCAAAGCGCCGGGAAACCCUCUCGGAAAGACACGGCGCAUCCUCCGAGCCAGCGGCGGUACUCCCGGACGGUCCGAGGCGCAGGAGGAAAGCCCCUGUUUGACUUCGACGCUUUUUACCGAGCGCAUUACGGCGAGCAGCUGGAGAGAGAGCAGAACCUGCGCCGGUGGAGAGAGAGGAGAAAACAGGCACAACAAGAGAGUUUACUGAAAUGGAGAAGGGAAAAAGGGACCGAGAUGGCGGUCGGUGCACUGCUAGUUUUAGGGGUCGUUCUUUUAUUCAGUCUGAAAUCGUAAUAUUUCAUACAUUGUGCUCUGAAAGAGUGUCAAUGGUUAAUAGUAAUACAAUAGUGACCUUAUCACAUGUGUAUUAAUGGUGCAUUAGGCGAGAUUACUAACAGUUAAGCGUUAGAGACCCGCCCAUAUUCUUGUAGCCCCGCCCCUAGGAUCUACACUAACCCUAGUUAUUGACAGGAAGCGCAUCAAAACAUAAACAAGCACUUCUUUCCUUACAUCUUAAAUGAUUGUCUUAUAUUUCAGCAUGACAUCUAGGUUAUUUGCACAUGCGACGAAUAAAAAUAUUACAUCAAUAAUAGUACUUCUUCACAUCUAUCCGUAUGCAAAUUAUUUAGAUUCAGGGGGUGGAGCGUCGUGCCCAAGGUGGGAAAAGAGGCGUAAUAAAUAAAUAAAACAACUUCCAAAUGUCAGUGUCAGCUACUUAACUGUAAGUCAUUGCAACUUGAAAACAACAAAAAUCAUUGCAUUUAUAAGUGCCAUUUUUAUAACUUGAUUUUAGUGUAAACAAAAACAGCUCUUGUCCAGGAGUACCUCCUGGUUUUACACAUUUCACUUAUUUCUCUGUUCUUCAAUUGAUGUUUAGCUGAAUCAAGAGUGUCAGGAGCAGAGAAAAUACUCAAAUGUUCAGGAAACGGGGUAAAGAAAAGGCUUGGGUACCAGUGCUUUACACUAUAUGCCCCUCUAUAGAUAAAAGAUGCAUGCUGAAGAAGCAGCCAGUCGGCUAUUUUAGAGCUCGAACUAAUAAUAUCAUAAUAGUAAAUAAUCAUUCCUGUUAUCAUGUCUCACAAAACCUUUGUUUUCGCCUUUAAAUCAUAUCUUGUUUUAUAAAAGACAUGUUUCUUGGGUUGGAGGAACUUUAUUACAAUUACUAAAGUAUUUGCCUGAGUUCCAUUAACGUUUCUUUCAUUUUCACUUGAGUAAACUUCAGGAUCUCAUGUUUGUACUCAUGUUUCAGACAGUUUUGUGUUUUGUUCAUUGAACACAGCCCAAAUUCUGUUUAAGCUGUGAAGCAUCUGCUUUUAAAAUGUACCAGAAGCUGAUUUGUUAUUUAUUUCAUCCUGGGAAUUCGAUCUGCUGUUUAACUGGUUGAAUUAUAUGUCCUCUUUCCAAAACUGCAGCAUUUGCACAUUAAUAGAUCUCUUACGGUAAACAGCUCUGGUUUAUCAGCGUAUGACACACCACAUGUAACCUCAUGACCUGUACAGGAAGAAUACCUCAUGGUGAUGAAUAAAAGGUU
Messenger RNA from Hemibagrus wyckioides, 2060 nucleotides. It is a transcript of the gene dnajc30b, whose product is annotated as DnaJ (Hsp40) homolog, subfamily C, member 30b. The transcript has a single exon. The record is from RefSeq and is a predicted model, not a curated record. Bases 17 to 823 code for a protein of 268 amino acids. NCBI's taxonomy places the organism in Eukaryota, Metazoa, Chordata, Actinopteri, Siluriformes, Bagridae.